AAGAAUGGACUCGCCCACACGGCCAAUCUCUCCUCAGCACCUCAGAGCUGCCUUGUCGGUUUUUCGCUGCAGGUUCUGACCAAAUAUUUAAUUCAUUUACCACAAAAAUGAGUGCAUUGGAGUGCUUGGCUCAAGAGAGGAUAUGGUUUGACAAGCCUCGUUAUGAUGAGGCUGAACGAAAGUUCUACGAGAGGAUGAAUGGCCCCACACUACCUCCCCAGGAUUCGGGUGCUAAUAGUAUUCUUCAAGACAUUGCUAGAGCACGGGAGAACAUCCAGAAGUCUCUUGCUGGAACAACAGGAGGCAGUAGUGCUGAACACGGGGAACUUCUCACACGCAUGAAGAAACUGGAACUUGAGAACCACAGUCUACAAAAAAUGGUGGAAGAGUUGCGUUCUGCUCUCUCUAACCUGGAGAGUCGAGUGUCAGUCCUGGAAAAAAGACCAGCAACCCCAGCAGUAGUGGUUAAUGGGAUUGCUUCUACUAAGACUGCUCCUCCUCCGCAGAAAACGUCUCCUGCAUCAGAAGAAGACGAGGAUGACGAUAUAGACCUGUUUGGCAGCGAUGAUGAGGUGGAUGAAGAGGCAGAGCGUCUCAAAGAGCAACGGCUCCAGGAAUACGCUGCCAAAAAGGCCAAAAAACCGGCACUCAUCGCCAAAUCUUCCAUCCUGUUGGAUGUCAAACCUUGGGAUGAUGAAACAGACAUGGCAAAGAUGGAGGAGUGUGUGAGAUCGAUCCAGGUCGAUGGGUUGCUCUGGGGUGCCUCUAAACUGGUUCCGGUUGGUUACGGUAUUAAGAAGCUGCAAAUCAACUGUGUGGUUGAGGAUGACAAGGUGGGAACAGACCUACUGGAGGAGGAGAUCACCAAGUUUGAAGACUAUGUCCAAAGUGUGGAUGUAGCAGCUUUCAAUAAGAUUUAAAGCACUAACAUACUUUUCACUCAUUCCUGUCUGCACAAUACAUGCUGUUGAUGAAAAAACAUUUGACAAUAAAGAGCCCUGACUUUA
Neoarius graeffei (lesser salmon catfish) is the source of this 1007-nucleotide messenger RNA. RefSeq names its product elongation factor 1-delta-like. Gene Ontology annotation, biological process: translational elongation. Gene Ontology annotation, molecular function: guanyl-nucleotide exchange factor activity; translation elongation factor activity. The record is from RefSeq and is a predicted model, not a curated record. The transcript is spliced from 8 exons. The coding region runs from base 108 to 920 and encodes 270 amino acids. NCBI's taxonomy places the organism in Eukaryota, Metazoa, Chordata, Actinopteri, Siluriformes, Ariidae. Gene Ontology annotation, cellular component: cytosol; eukaryotic translation elongation factor 1 complex.